Molecule: messenger RNA, 1083 nt
Organism: Kluyveromyces marxianus DMKU3-1042
Lineage: Eukaryota; Fungi; Ascomycota; Saccharomycetes; Saccharomycetales; Saccharomycetaceae
Gene: TAF4
Product: Taf4p
Exons: 1
Coding region: 1-1083 (360 amino acids)
Biological process (GO): transcription initiation at RNA polymerase II promoter
Cellular component (GO): transcription factor TFIID complex
Molecular function (GO): RNA polymerase II general transcription initiation factor activity; DNA binding
Source: RefSeq, a predicted model, not a curated record
AUGGCAAAAUCACCCAAGAGGAAGAACUCUGAGUCGGAUAAUGGGGUAUCAAAUAAACGUUCCAAAUCUUUUGAGUUUGGAAAAAUAGAGAAUGGGCUGGAACCCAGUGGCUCUGAUUUUGGUGGCGACUUACCUACGCCAUUUGAUACGAUGGUCACCGAACAGCCUUUGGCUCUUCCAAAAGCGUCGUCUCCUAGUAUGAAUUUGGGGUCACCACGUAACACACCAUCCUCGACAACAACGGGUGCCAAGACGGAAAAGACAAGCACCACGACAAAAGAGCAUGGGAAGAAGGGUGGUAACGACGGGACCGGUAAACCACAACAAAGUGAUCCUGAUAAGUUAAGUGACGCACUUCUAUCGGCAGGUGUGGAUAUCAGAGAGGAAGAAGCAUUGCUAAGUAGUACAGUAGCGAGGACAAAGGCAGCGGGGUCGGUGGCUAGUAAUCAACUACCACCACAUCCACCUUUCUUACAUCCUAAAAAUGUUGCAGAUUUUAUGAAAAGAGUUGCACUGGAACAAAACUUCAACCAAGACUUUAAUAAAAACGCAGAUAUACUGGGGUUGAUGUCUACGGCAUGCGAGCUCUACAUGAGAGAUAUUAUCACAAAUUCAUUGAUACUUUCAAUACAUAGACGGAAAGGUAUCAAACUAAAUACUGGAAGAAGAAGCGAGGUAAGUCGUUCUCUAAGGGAUUUAGCAUUACGUCAAAAGGCACAUGAAGAGAGAAGAGUCCAAAGGAGAAUUGCCCUUGGUUUAGAAAAACAAAAAGCAGACACCAGAUUAGAUAGUGAAGAAACUCAGCAUAGAGCAUCGAAUGCAACGGCAAACUUAAUGAUAGCUGGUGGUAGCAAAAAAAAAUACAGUUGGUUAACUGCAGGUUCCAAAUCAAGUUCCACUGACUUGAAGAAUCAAGGAAAUGUAUCUUCUGCAGUAGCAGCGAGAGGCGAGAUGGGUAUCAAAUACAGGGAAGCAAGAGAAGAGCCAGGAAUUGUAAUGAGAGAUCUUCUUUUGGCCCUCGAGAAUAGACGAGUAGGUGUUAAUAACGUAAUAGCAAAGGGUUAUGCAAGGAUUAGAGAUUGA